Messenger RNA from Oppia nitens, 689 nucleotides. RefSeq names its product guanine nucleotide exchange factor MSS4 homolog (gene strat). The coding region runs from base 164 to 592 and encodes 142 amino acids. The record is from RefSeq and is a predicted model, not a curated record. The transcript is spliced from 2 exons. Gene Ontology annotation, molecular function: guanyl-nucleotide exchange factor activity; zinc ion binding. NCBI's taxonomy places the organism in Eukaryota, Metazoa, Arthropoda, Arachnida, Sarcoptiformes, Oppiidae. Gene Ontology annotation, cellular component: cytosol; membrane. Gene Ontology annotation, biological process: small GTPase-mediated signal transduction; post-Golgi vesicle-mediated transport.
UUAUUGUAAAAACAGAGAAAAUGUUUUGAUUUAGAGUUUUGUAUUAUUAGUGAAGUAAUGAUUGCGUGAACACAACAACAACAACAACAACAACAACAACAACAACAACAACAACAACAUUAACACUCAAAACACUUCAUCGGAUCAAUUAAUUGAUAUUUAAAUGAGUCAAUUAAAAGAAGAAGAGUUGUCGCAAACCACCACAGAAUUGGUGACCACUGAGUUAGUGACCGUAAACUCUAUCGAUUCUAGCAUUUCGUCACUCGUUGACAGCGAAGGCAAAAACUCAAAGAACUUGUCGUGUCUUCACUGUAAUUGUCUUCUCUUGAGACCAAACAUUGGUUUAUAUGUUAAGAUUGAGAAAGAGUUACCAUCAGUGAUGAGCCGAAGUGAAGACACAAACCAAUCGGAAUUAUUGUCGGAUUUUUGGUUGGUUUCAGAUAUGUUUCAGUUCGAGAAUAUGGCGUUCAGUAAGAAUGUCAAAGAUGUGAAGUACUUGGCCUGUGCUGAGUGUGAUAUCGGACCCAUUGGAUGGCAUAACUUGAGUGACCAAAAGUGUUAUAUUGCAAACAAUAGGAUUAAACAUAACUAAUAAAUCUGUCUUUUGAAGAGGACAUGAAAUAAAGUGACUUUUGGGACCAAUUUGUUGUCUAUUGUCACGUUUACAGCUAUUAUUUAAAGUUCAGUAU